AUGGCUAGGAAAAUGCUUCCUGAUUUGAACAAUGUUAUUUUAAAACUUGCUCAAGAAAAUACUAUGAUGACUUCUUCAAAAAUUCAAAAGGAUAUUGUGAGUGCUUGUGCACAAGAAAUCGUAAAAACUAUAAUUAAUGACUUGGAUGGAGAAUUUUUUGAAAUUUUAGUUAAUGAAUCUAAGGACAUAUCAUACCAUGAACAAAUGGUUGUUGCAUCAAGGUAUGUUAACAGAAAAGGUAAAGUGAAUGAGCGUGUUAUUGCUAUUGUUCGUGUUGGCGAUACUUUGAUAAAAAUGUCGAAGGAACGUUAUGGAUCAUCAUUUAAGUUUAGAGAUCAACUUCGCGACCAUCAAACUGAAAUGUUGGAGCAACUACUAGAAAGUAGUGAAGUUAAAAAUGGAAAAGGAUUAAAUCAAGAACGAGGACUUCAAAGGCCAGGUGACACUCAUUGGGGUUCACAUUUUAGAACAUUGGAUAACUUUAUAGUUUUAUUUUCAUCUAUAGCUCAUGUGCUUGACGCGAUUAAAUGCGGAAGCUCAAAUCCCAAUGAUAGAUUACAAGUCAGAGCUUUUUUGACUAUGAUCAAUGAAUUUGAAUUUGCUUUCUUACUUCACUUGAUGUUGAAGAUAUUGGUGAUGUCCAAUGAGCUAAGUGCAUUAUUACAAAGAAAAGAGCAAGAUAUUAUCAAUGCCAUAAUAUUUCUUGGCAUUUCUAAGAAAAGAUCACAAUUGUUGAGUGAUGAUGAAGGGGAUUCUCUAAUGAAUGAAGUUCGUGUAUUUUGUGAUAAACACGAAAUCUUGAUUCCUAAGAUGGAUGAUUUUUAUCUUACCAAAAAAUUAAAGUGUAGGUUUUCUAGUGUUACUUACUCACAUCACUUAUGUGUUGAGCUCUUUUAUACUAUAAUUGACUUGCAACUUCAAGAGCCUAAUAAUUGUUUUGAAGUUGUGAGUGGUAACUUGCUUCUUGGUAUGACAAGCUUGAAUCCAGCUAAUGCUUUUGCUAAUUUUGAUAAAGAAAAGAAUAAUGAUAUUGGUCAAGAAUUAUUCGGAUGA
Molecule: messenger RNA, 1053 nt
Organism: Capsicum annuum
Lineage: Eukaryota; Viridiplantae; Streptophyta; Magnoliopsida; Solanales; Solanaceae
Exons: 2
Coding region: 1-1053 (350 amino acids)
Source: RefSeq, a predicted model, not a curated record